UAAAACAACUUCAGUAGGGCAAGACUAAUAUGGACAGUUCCAACCCCCAUGUGGUUAAUGGUGGAGAGAGAGUGUGUGUGAUAUAUUUAGCAGCUUUCUAUUUAGAAGCACAUGACAGAUGUGGAAGGUGGUGCUGACCCUAGCAGGUGAAGCUGGAAAUGCUGUAGUGGAUUGUAAAGUUAUUUUCAUGGUUAAAUAAUGUAUGUGGACAACAUCACUCUUACAAAGUGGGACUUGUCUAUUUUACUUUUUUAUUUUUUUGCUACACUGUAAAUUGUGACGAUUUGGGGGGCGGUGUCUUCAGAAGAACCACAUAUUUUUGCUUUACAUUGUAUAUUGUUUUUUUUCUCUGUGUGUGUGUGUGUGUGUGUGUGUGUGUUGAGCCUCAGUAUUUAGUGUAAUUGAAGUUGCACCUGGGAGGUCCUGUUGACUUACCAUCUGUGUCGUUGGGCUUUAGUGUUUGAAGGACUUGAGUCCCAGGAUGAGGGUGUCCUACAUCGUCUUCUCAGCCCAAGCAGUAGUAAUCCUGCCGCUGACUGGAGACAGGUCCAAGAUAGAUGAAGGCCUGAAUAAACUCAGCCAAAUUAACCCUGCAGGUGAAACUUACAUGCAUGAAGGCUUGAGAGCGGUGUCGCAGCAGAUGAAAAGACAAAUGACACCAUCACGCAGCAUCAUCAUCCUUCUGACUGAUGGCAAGCUGGAGGUUUACCCUUUUGAGCUGAGUGUGCAGGAGGCGGACCUGGUCAGAGGCUUUGGAGCCCGGGUGUACUGUGUCGGGGUCAUGGACUUUGACCACAAACAGCUUGCUGAAAUAGCAGACGGCGCAGAGCAAGUCUUCCCCGUGCUGUCGGGCUUCCACGCCCUCAAAGAUGUCGUCAGCUCUAUCCUCAAGCAGUCCUGCUCGCAAAUAUUCACCAUAGAGCCGUCAAGUGUUUGUGUCAAUGAGUCCUUCAAUGUGGUUGUGAGAGGCAGCGGCUUCAGCGGAUCAAAGAGGACGGACAACGUUCUCUGCUUUCUCACAGUCAGUCACAACACAUACAGCCAGAAGGCAACAGUAGCCGUGGAUGGUUACCUGCUGUGUCCAGCACCUGUGCUGCAUGACAUCGGACAGUCAGUGGAGGUGCUGGUGAGCUUCAACGAUGGCCAAUCCUAUAUUUCGGCUCCCAUGACCAUCUAUGCCACGACCUGUUCAGAUGGGAGUUGGGUGUUGUGGUUGCUGUUGGUUCUUCUCAGCUUGCUGCUUCUUGCUUUACUUUGGUGGUUUUGGCCUCUUUGCUGCACUGUGGUGAUCAGAGACCCUCCACCCGCUCGUGCUCCUCCUCCUCCUCCUCCUGAGCAAGAAGAAGAUGAUUCCCCCAAACACAAAUGGCCUACAGUGGAUGCGUCUUAUUAUGGAGGCAGAGGUCCUGGUGGAAUCAAACGCAUGGAGGUGCGCUGGGGUCAGAAAGGUUCCACAGAGGAAGGUUCCAGGCUGGAGAAAGCUAAGAAUGCUGUUGUCAUCAUGCCGGAUGACGAGGACGAGGCCGUCAUACCUCGACCACCACCCAGACCCCCCCCAGUCUAUAAUUCCCUACCACACAAAUGGUACACUCCCAUCAAGGGGCCUUUUGAUGCGUUGUUGGCGUUGUUGACAGGACAAUACCACAGAGUGGCCAUCAUGAGGCCAACACACAACCACAAGGGCCGCUGCAUCAACUUCACCAGAGUCCACUGAAAUGGAGGUUUUAUAUCAUGUAUUAUAAUUAUUAAAUGUCUUUCCAUUUAUCCUGG
Molecule: messenger RNA, 1770 nt
Organism: Entelurus aequoreus (snake pipefish)
Lineage: Eukaryota; Metazoa; Chordata; Actinopteri; Syngnathiformes; Syngnathidae
Product: anthrax toxin receptor 2-like
Exons: 16
Coding region: 482-1714 (410 amino acids)
Cellular component (GO): membrane
Molecular function (GO): signaling receptor activity
Source: RefSeq, a predicted model, not a curated record